Molecule: messenger RNA, 748 nt
Organism: Uranotaenia lowii
Lineage: Eukaryota; Metazoa; Arthropoda; Insecta; Diptera; Culicidae
Product: troponin C, isoallergen Bla g 6.0301-like
Exons: 4
Coding region: 146-451 (101 amino acids)
Molecular function (GO): calcium ion binding; enzyme regulator activity
Source: RefSeq, a predicted model, not a curated record
AAUCCCAAAACCCUCAAUAACAGUUCUGCAAGAUGCCUUCAAUGCAUUCGACAAGGACAAGACCGGAAGCAUUCCAGUGGACGUGGUCGGUACCAUUUUGGAUCUGCUCGGCUACGGGCUGUCCCAGGAGGAGCUGGAGGAUGUGAUGGAGGAGUACGACAGCGACGAGUCGGGCCUGAUCGAGUUCAGCGAGUUUGUGGAACUGGCGUCCAACUAUGUGGAGCCGGAGGAGGACUACGACACGCUGAGGAACGAGCUGCGCGAGAUCUUCAUGCUGUACGAUCGGGACGCCAAGGGUUAUAUUCCAGUAGAUGCAUUCAAAGCGAUCCUCCGGGAGUUGGAUGGUGCAGUGCCCGAUGAUGAACUGGACGAUAUUGUCGAUGAGAUUGAUGCCGACGGAUCCGGCACUGUAGAUUUUGAAGAAUUCAUGGAGGUUAUGACAGGUCUUUAAAACCUUCACGAGCCUUCCAGUACAAUCCUAUGCUUCCUGAAGUUUUCUUCAACUUUUCCUAUCAACUAAGUUCAAUUAGAGCAGAAAUUAGAACAGUUUAAACUUAAGAAAAAUAAAAUUACCAAAUAUCUAAGUCAACUAAUGAAACGACGAUCCAUCCAAUUUUUCUCAUCGAUUCCCUUCAGAAAUAUGACGUCACUUGGCUGAUUGCUAUCAUUAGUAUUUUUUAAAGUGUUUUCAGCUUACAUCACCGUUUGGUACUCAAUUUCAUUCAACAAUAAAUCCUUAUAAAUUAUC